UUUACAUUUUACAGUUUACACAGAAUGUUCAGAAUGUUGUGUAGUAUUAAUAUUUUGUAUUGUGGUAUCUAUUUAAUAGUUUUAAAUUGUAGUAUACUCGUCUAUGAAUAAUAUCAAUGUAUAAUUAUUAAUACUAAUGUGGCUUUGCAUGAUGCAUACUGUGAAUUGUCAAAUUAUAAUUUUAAUUUGCAGUUUUAAUUCAAUGAGUGACACUAUGUAGAAACUGAGUAACAUUAGAAAUUUAGAGCUCAAGAAUUAUCUCACUAAAAAUGUAAAGUUCGUUAUGGUUAUCUAUUUCUACCAAAGAACUCUGAAAGACAAUGGCAUGAUGUAUAAUGUACUUAUUGACAAUAUACAUGCAACAAAUAUGGUCCUUGGAUACAAAAAGGCGGGGGCAAAAAUUUCUGUAAGCCAGCUAGAUAAUGCAAAUUAUUUUAAACUGACAACAUAUCUAACUUACCAUCAUUGAAAGUGAGGUAGCAAUAGAAACAAUGCGAAUGCAAGUAUUGAUGGUAGGUCAUUCCUAGAAACAACUGGACAUUUGAAUAAACUACCAUGGUUAACGUUCAGGCAGUGACCGUCAGAAAUGUGGCUCGGCAUCGAUAUUUAGUCUAUUUGAUCAUAUGGCUGUGCAUUCUUUUUCCAAUAUUGUAUUUCAAGAUUUCUGAUCGUCCUGUACCUGAUAAUAAGACUAUAAAUAAAUCUGAAAACUCAGCACUCAAGUAUAAAAGCCCUGUGUCCAGAAUUGAUUACAAUGAACUCACUAGAGUGUGUAAUCCUCCUCAUUUAAUCGAACGUGGUGAUGAAGGAGAUAUUGGCUUGCUAAACAAUAGUCUUACAAUUCAAGGUGUAAUAAUACUGACUAGACAUGGAGAUCGUGGACCAAUGAAUCAUGUUCGGAACAUGGCUGAUAUAGACUGCAGCUUGGAACCUGAUCAGGAGUAUAAUGGUUAUACAAAAUUUUUACAAAACAUAUUCUUCAACAUGUCAUUACAGUUUUUAGGUCCUUUUCAUGGGUACCCAUUUUAUCCACCACAAAACAAUUGUUCAAUAAGUCAGCUCACCCCGAUUGGUGUGUCCCAAAUGCUUAAGCUUGGACGAACCUUGCGUUCCGUGUACCACCCUUUGCUUAGUGUUUCUAAUUCUGAUGACAUAAUAAUAUAUAGCACCAAGUAUAGACGUACAUUCCAAAGUGCAUUGGCAUUUAUGUAUGCAAUUCUGUCACCAGAUGUAUUAUCUAAAGUCACAUUCAAGGAAAGUGAUAGUUAUAGUUACUGUUUUGAUCAUUGUGCCUGUUUUAAUGUUAAUAACUUGCAAAUGAAAAUAAAACAGUCAUCUGCAAGACGGUUAAAAAGUCGUAGAGUAGUAGAAAAAAUGCUCAAACGCAUACAUAAUAUAGUGCAUCUAAUGACCAGUAGUGUAAGAGUAGACCCUUACUUACUAAAAGAUUCUAUUAUGACAUAUGUAUGUCAUGGAGCACCAUUACCUUGUUAUCAAGAUGAUUGUAUAACACAUGAAAACGUUAAACAGCUUUUCAGCUAUAUAGACUGGGACUUGGAACGUUAUGCUAAACAUGGGAUGUUGCGAAAAUAUGGACUUUUAAAGUCAUAUGGUUUUGCAUUGAAUAUUGCCAUGAAUUUGUUGAAAAUGGUAUCUGAAAGUAAACCUCGUUUGGUCCUAUACUCAGGUCAUGACUUGACUGCUCAGUACCUAUUGGCUGCCUUUGGAGUUCUCAAUGCCCAAACCAUGUCACCGCACUAUGCUUCCCGUCUAGUGUUUGAAGUGUAUCGUAACAAUACAGUUGACACCACUUAUCCCGGCAGAGACUUUUAUUUUAGAGUAAUUUUCAAUGGUAAAGAUGUAACUCAAUUAGUGGCCUUCUGUAAAAAUCAUUCAGGUAGUUGGAUAGACUCUUCAAUUCAUCUAUGUCCAAUAGAGUAUGCAAUUAGGUUCAUACAUGACGAUUACUUUACCACUUUCAAUGCUUCCAACUACAAAGAAGCAUGUGGAACUCGUCCUUGAUUAUAUUAUAUUCUUUUGCUAAAUAAGUACUAAAUUGAAUUCACAUAAAAAAUUGUUUUAUAAACCUUUUUAUUGUUGAAAAGUAAAGAUUAAUAUUAAAUGAAUAUUUUUUACUGUUAUCAACCAUUUUAUGAUCUUUAAUAAGUUCACUAAAUUGCUUUUACAUAUAGUGUCUAUUUAAAGAAAUAUUAAACAGUAAAAUAAAUUAUCAGAACAUUAUUA
Messenger RNA from Melanaphis sacchari, 2244 nucleotides. RefSeq names its product 2-phosphoxylose phosphatase 1. The record is from RefSeq and is a predicted model, not a curated record. Gene Ontology annotation, biological process: dephosphorylation. Gene Ontology annotation, molecular function: phosphatase activity. Lineage: Eukaryota; Metazoa; Arthropoda; Insecta; Hemiptera; Aphididae. The transcript is spliced from 3 exons. Bases 556 to 2022 code for a protein of 488 amino acids.